Polyodon spathula (Mississippi paddlefish) is the source of this 3096-nucleotide messenger RNA. RefSeq names its product fibulin-1-like. Gene Ontology annotation, molecular function: calcium ion binding; peptidase activator activity. Gene Ontology annotation, cellular component: extracellular region. Gene Ontology annotation, biological process: extracellular matrix organization. The transcript is spliced from 15 exons. The record is from RefSeq and is a predicted model, not a curated record. The coding region runs from base 138 to 2066 and encodes 642 amino acids. Lineage: Eukaryota; Metazoa; Chordata; Actinopteri; Acipenseriformes; Polyodontidae.
CAGUUCUUCUGGUACUAUUCUUAAGGGCGUGCUUUUGAAACCGCUUCUGCACAGACUAGAAUUUGCUCUUUAAAAAACACCAGUAACAUACGAAGAAACACCUUCUUUCUGGACAAGUUACUUUUCCGUUGUUUGCCAUGGGACCCUCAAACUUGGUAUCAUUUGCUUUUUGUGGCAUUCUCAUUUUUCAAGUGAAUGCGCAGAUCUCACUGGAUGACUGCUGUGCAAAUGGACAGGAAUGGACUGGUAAGAGGCAGGAUUGUGCAGCCCUGCAGAUUAUAUCAGACUCACAAAUGUGUAGAAUAGCACAAGAGCAGUGCUGCAUUGCUGCGCAGGAUGAUAACUAUUGUACAACAGGUGUUAACCUGGCCAAGCAGCACGGAGAGUGUGAGAGUCUGUUCACUGACACCACUAGCUGUGAAGCAAAGAACAUUAAGAGAUGUUGUAAUUGCUGUCUCCUGGGAAAGAAAGCACAGCAGCAAGGUCUGAGCUGUGAACAGAACCUGUCGCUGGGUUACGAAUGUGGGCUGGUGUACAGAGCAUGCUGUGUCGUGGGACAGGAGGCCAGGUCCACUCUGCCGAUUGUGCAGCCUCCACAAGAUAUAAAUGAGUGUCUGCUGGGCUCUCAUAACUGCCGCAGUGGUGAGAGGUGUAUCAAUACCAAGGAGUCAUUCCGCUGUCAGCGGGAAGUCAGCUGUGGGACCGGCUAUGAACUGACUGACAGCAACAGCUGUCAAGAUAUUGAUGAGUGUGAAACUGGGACUCACAACUGCGCUCCAGAAUUUGCUUGUCAGAACACACAGGGCUCGUUCCGAUGCAAGCCUCUCAUGCAGUGUGGAGAUGGCUUUAUCAGGGAAGCUCAGGGAAGCUGUAUUGAUAUCAAUGAGUGUAUGAGUGUCAAUGGGCCCUGUCCUUCUGGACAAGUCUGCAUCAAUACCGUGGGCUCAUUCAGCUGCCAGAGGAAUUCCAUCACCUGUAGCCGUGGAUACCACCUUAAUGAAGACAGGACCCGCUGUGUCGAUGUGGAUGAGUGUACCAGCCUCUCCCAGCCCUGCGGUCCAGGUCAUGGGUGUAUAAAUGUUGCUGGAACGUUUCUCUGCGAGUGCAGUGCCGGUUACUACUUUGACAGCAUCAGCAGGAGCUGUGUUGAUACCAAUGAGUGUAGGCGCUAUCAGGGACGCCUCUGUGCUCACAAGUGUGAGAACACCCCUGGUUCUUAUCACUGCAGCUGCACCACUGGCUUCAAGCUGGGCAGUGAUGGCAGGAACUGUGAAGAUCUGAACGAGUGUGAGAGCAAUCCCUGUAGUCAAGAAUGUGCUAAUGUGUAUGGCUCGUACCAGUGCUACUGUCGCCGUGGUUACCAGCUGAGCGAUGUAAAUGGAAUUACCUGUGAAGAUAUUGACGAGUGUGCUGUACCUACUGGGGGACACAUCUGCUCCUAUCGCUGUCACAACGUCCCAGGCAGCUUCCACUGCACCUGCCCGGCCACAGGGUACACCCUGGCCCCCAACGGACGCAGCUGUCAAGAUAUUGAUGAAUGUGUAACAGGAGCACACAAUUGCACUGGCUCCGAGACCUGCUUCAACGUGCAGGGUGACUUCAAGUGCUUGUUAUUUGAGUGCCCGGACAAUUACCGCAAAUAUGGAGAAGCGGUUCAAGUAGACAGAACAGAAACCAUUCGCUGCAUCAAGUCCUGUGGUCUAAAUGAUGUGAACUGUGUGCUGGACCCGAUCCAUACAGUGUCCUACACAGUCAUCUCUCUGCACACAUUCAGAGAGUUCAACACACCCGAAGAAAUCAUUUUCCUGAAAGCAAUGUCCCCAGCCCACGCUACGAUCCAGUCAGAUAUCGUGUUUGAUAUCACUGAAGGCAAUGUGAGAAACUCCUUCGACAUCAUCAAGCGGUUCGAAAGCGGCAUGACAGUCGGUGUUGUGCGGCAGGUGAGGCCCCUUGUCGGGCCCUUGCACGUCGUGCUGAAACUGGCAAUGAACUACGUCAUCAGAGGGGUCGUUUCUCAUCGCAACCUUGUCAACAUCCACAUUUAUAUCUCUGAGUACUGGUUUUAAAAAGAUGAAACAGUUUGAAAUCUGGCCUGAAUAUUUCUAAAAGAAGGAAUUUAUGUCUCAACAAAUUCACACAAAAAUAUUAUUGGUGUACUGAGAAAGAGAAGUAAAAGAUAUUUCACAGUCUUAUGUGCUGUUAUGUUGGGGAUGCUAUAUGUUGAGCCAGUAACAUUUCAGUUAUACACCCUGUGAUCAACAUUCAACUGCGCCAGUGUUCCCAUGACCCUCCCACAGGUGAGGCAGGAGUCCAUAUUCUAUGGGACAGGUUGAGACAGUUGUUUUAACCAAAUUAUGAUGCAUUACAGUACUUACAGUCCUUCAUCCCUUAAAGAAAAGAAAGAAAAAGAGAGUAAAAAUGCAUUAGAUUUGUGUUAAAAAAAAAAAAACCUGACUUGCCUCAAUGUAACAGUUAACCUAAAGUCACCCUUCAAAAGCAUCAAACUGUAUAAACAGAAUGUACCUAAGCAGUGUAGUCAGAGUAUCAGCCUGAUAAUUACUAUUACUUGCAACUACUGUCUUAAAAUGUGAUCUAUAUGAAUUACAAUGUUACUAAGUAGUUAUUAUGUGAUUACAUUGCUAUUUAUACUGGAGCUUAAAAAAAAAAAAGACAUUUAAAUUUAGCAGUACCAUACUGGUUUAAUAAUAUUCAUAACAACAGGUUAAAAGGAGAUACCAUUGCAGUCUUCAGUAUAGAACUGUUGCUUUAUGUUAAAACAGUAGGAUACAGAUAUAUAAAAUCCUAUGCUUUGCAAUAGAUGCAUAUUUCAACAAUGUAAUGACACUCUUUCAAAAUCUCUUGUAUCAAACCGGAUAUAUGGCAUUAUAAAAGUUUCUUUGUCAGUAAACUGUUUCACAGCUCAAAUAUAAUGUGAAUAUAUAUAUAUAUAUAUAUAUAUAUAUAUAUAUAUAUAUAUAUAUAUGAAUGUGCAACAGUUGACAUUGUCAACCGUUCACCCUUUUGUUGUCUAAAAUUUAAAACAUGUGACAGCAAACAUAAUGAUGUUAUUAUUUAAAUAAAUGAAUUCAAGUUUUA